AUGAAGAACCCCAGUUGAGUGACCCUGCACCUGGCAGGCGCUGAGCUUUUGGGGGGCAGUUGCCUGAUUAGCACUGUGAAAUGUGGGUUAAUAUUUUAGGAAUCCACUCCUCUUUUUCCCCUCUGCAGCCAACUCAAGAUGACGACAGCCACGCCACUGAACAAUAACACCCAGCUCUCAGUGAAUGUGACCACAAAAUCUCAAGAACAAAUUCUCUAUCAAAGUUCUGGAGCAAUAAUUGCUGCCAUUGUGGUGGGGGUGAUUAUUAUUUUCACAGUGGUUCUGCUCAUCCUGAAAACAUACAACAGGCGCAUGCGAGUGCGGCGGGAGCUGGAACCCAAAGGCUCCAAGCUGGCAGUGCCACCUCCUGUGGGACACAACCACAGCCUGGCCCAGCAGCCCUCGGUGACCUUCAUCCCUGUGGACAUCCACCUGCAGAGCAGGUAA
Cinclus cinclus is the source of this 447-nucleotide messenger RNA. RefSeq names its product non-compact myelin associated protein (gene NCMAP). Lineage: Eukaryota; Metazoa; Chordata; Aves; Passeriformes; Cinclidae. Gene Ontology annotation, molecular function: structural constituent of myelin sheath. The transcript is spliced from 3 exons. Gene Ontology annotation, cellular component: paranode region of axon; plasma membrane; Schmidt-Lanterman incisure. Gene Ontology annotation, biological process: regulation of myelination; peripheral nervous system myelin formation. The record is from RefSeq and is a predicted model, not a curated record.